GAGUCCCUGCGUUGAGGAGCGCUGGACUUGGAGUCAGAUCGACCUGACUGCGAAUCCCCGCUUCUCCACUUUCUAGCGCUGUGACCUUGGUUUUCAGGUGGCGAAACUGACCGGUCUUGUUAGAACGCGUCCAAGUCAAGCCGCAGUGCUCUUUGGAUUUUUAAAUUUCUCCUGAGUGAGAAAAUAGCAAUCGAGAUGGAGCCAUCCGCACAACAGCUCCAGCUGGCAUCACCGCCUCCCACUGAUCAAUCCCACUUCUGCCAAGACACUGAAAUGCCAACUAUGUCGAGGCCUGCACUUGAUGUCAAGGGUGGCACCUCCCCUGCAAAGGAGGAUACCAACCAGGAGGUGAACUCUCUGGCCUACUCUAACCUGGGGGUGAAAGAUCGCAAAGCAGUGGCCAUUCUGCACUACCCUGGGGUAGCCUCAAAUGGAACCAAGGCCAGUGGGGCUCCCACUAGCUCCUCUGGAUCUACAUCACCAAUAGGGUCUCCUACUGCUAGCCCUCCCACUAAGCCCCCACCCUUCAACCUGCACCCUGCCCCUCACCUGCUGGCUAGUAUGCAGCUGCAGAAACUUAAUAGCCAGUAUCAUGGGAUGGCUGCCGCCACUCCAGGCCAACCCGGGGAGGCAGGGUCUCUGCAAAACUGGGGCUUUGGGGCUCAGGGAGGAGGGACAGGAUCAGUUUCUCCUUCUGCUGGUUCCCAGAGCCCUACUAUCAUUGAUUCUGACCCAGUGGAUGAGGAGGUGCUGAUGUCACUGGUGGUGGAACUGGGACUGGACCGGGCCAAUGAGCUUCCUGAGCUGUGGCUGGGGCAGAACGAGUUUGACUUCACUGCGGACUUUCCCUCCGGCUGCUGAUGUCAAUAUCUCAAAUGAUGGAGGAAUAAAGCCACCAAUUGUGAUGUAAAUAAAAAUAAACUUACUUGCAAAGAGAUAGGC
Molecule: messenger RNA, 942 nt
Organism: Marmota flaviventris (yellow-bellied marmot)
Lineage: Eukaryota; Metazoa; Chordata; Mammalia; Rodentia; Sciuridae
Source: RefSeq, a predicted model, not a curated record